GCUAAACGACGCGACAUUAAUUCGACGAAGAAAAACAUGCUAACGCUUUGUAGCAAGUAGCUUUGUGUUGUUUUCUCCAAUUCAGCUCAUUUUUAUACUAAUACGCGGUUUAAAUGUUGCGUUUUGACGUCUCUGACUUGUAAUUGAAGCAAUAAGUUGACUGCUUUUAAAACUAAUUAACUGACGUUAUAGCCGCCUUGGUAGUAUUGAAGUAGUUCCGUAACAUCGUUGAUCUUCGCGACACAUUGUGUUACUUUUCUUACUGUUUUAAUCGUGCUUGUGUGUUAGUAAACUAGUGACAAGUAAUAUUUUGUGUUUAUUUAAUGCUAGUUAACAAAAAAAGACUACUUCACUAGAAAAAUCUUUUCUUGGUGUCAAACGUAACUUUCGUGUCAUUCCUAAUGCAUGUAUCACAAUAAUAACUUCUAAUUAGUCAUUGGUGCUAUCUUAAAAACAACUAUUGGAGUUAUUCGUCCGCAAUGGCUGCAGUAGGUUUUACCCCGGCCAGAAAACAGGACAUUUUUAGCAUCGAAGCGUCUCAAACGUGCAGCGCAUCCGGCGGACACGAGGCCAGACAGUUUUACGAAAACCUCCUUAAAGAUGAGAAAGUGACUCGGAAAAGACGAUGUGGGCGAAAUGGGCAGAGUAGCAAAAGGAGGAGAACUGAAACACGUGCCGCCGUGGUGGAAAGAAGAGGGGAAGGCAACCGAACAAGAGAGACGCCAGGCGGAUACGUCAACUCUGAGAUGUCGCUGGAGCUCCAGGGCCACAAGCUGCUGCGUUAUGCUCAAGAUGGAGACCUCGCCGGGCUGAAAGAUUUGCUUUCGAAGGGGGUGGAUAUCAAUUUCCAGGACACUUUUUUCUGGACAGGCGUGAUGUGCGCAAGCUGGUCGGGACAAAGAGCUGCCGUGAGGUUGCUGCUGGACCAAGGCGCCGCAUGGGUGGGCGUUGUCGACACGCAGGGUCGGGAUGCCAAAGAUCUCGCCUCGGAGGCGGGCCACAGAGGUGUAUUGGAGGAGCUGGAGAGCUAUGGGAGAAGUCCACCAAGACCAACUAAUACCCGGUCGGCUCAGCCUCAGCCGUGCGGAGUGUGUGGCGUGGAUUACACAAGCGACCUGUCAUCACACCUGUCCUCCACGCUCCAUCAGUUCAAUGUCGAACGCCCCCCGCCAGCCCCCGACUACUGUCUCCCUCCCUCCGCCAACAGUUACAAGAUGAUGCUCAGGUGCGGCUGGCGGCCCGGCGUGGGCCUGGGUCCGGAGGGCCGGGGGCCCGAGCGACCCGUGGCCACGGUCCUGAAAAGGGACCAGAAAGGCCUCGGCUACGGGGCGAUGGCGAGAGCCAGAGUUACUCACUUCAAAGCGGGGGAUCGCGACGCGGUGAAAGUGUCGCGUGUAGAGAAAGAAGGGCAGGGACGGAAGGGAAAAACGAAAGCGGAAAUUUGGAGGAAAGAACAACGGGACAAAGACUUCGAAAGAGAGUUCCGUGCCUCUUUUUAUAUGUGACACGUGCCACAUUUGUGUAUUUGUAUUUCACAAUUGUUGUACAUUAUAAGGGCUGAAAAUUAAUUUAAUAUAUAUGAGAAUGAGUGUGUGUUUGUGUGAAAGUAACAUUUUAUUUGAAUACUAUUUCAGUUUUGGUCUUAGUUUUUUCAGAUAUACAGUGCUGCGCAAAUGUAUUGGCCCCCCCUCUCAAAUUUGUAUAUUUUUGCAUU
Phyllopteryx taeniolatus (common seadragon) is the source of this 1714-nucleotide messenger RNA. RefSeq names its product G patch domain and ankyrin repeats 1 (gene gpank1). Gene Ontology annotation, molecular function: nucleic acid binding; protein binding. The transcript is spliced from 4 exons. The record is from RefSeq and is a predicted model, not a curated record. NCBI's taxonomy places the organism in Eukaryota, Metazoa, Chordata, Actinopteri, Syngnathiformes, Syngnathidae. Bases 480 to 1505 code for a protein of 341 amino acids.